Molecule: messenger RNA, 904 nt
Organism: Bursaphelenchus xylophilus (pine wood nematode)
Lineage: Eukaryota; Metazoa; Nematoda; Chromadorea; Rhabditida; Aphelenchoididae
Source: the annotation of a GenBank genome assembly
AUGGAUAAUGUAAGUCGAUUUUCCUAUCUUUUUAUGCAGACUCGCCAAAUAAUGGACAGAUAUAGGUUUAUGACUGGCCACUAAGUUAAUUAUACCAUGAAAAUUAGACUAAUUUUAAGGAAUAAAACUUACAUUAACCAUGGUACAACAAACAUCACAACCUUCCAAAAUUUGGUGCUUUGUCCGAGCAGAAAACGGAAAAUCUAGACAUCAAAUCGAACGGGGUAGCCUGCUCUUGGUAAAAAUUCCCUUUUUGGACAAGUUCCAUGUUGUCUUCAUUCAGAAAAUACACCUUGAAAAUUGGCGCAAAACGAAAAAAAAAUCUUCUCGAGCGGGGAUAUAAAAUGGGUCAACUGUUCCCCCAAAAAGAUAACUCUGCACCGAAUUUCGGAAUUUGGUGCACACUUUGAAAAAAUGCACCGGAUUUCGGAAUUGGGUACAGACCAAAGAAUUGGGGGUCUUCAGCCGACACCAAUUUUUCGAUUUGGGCGUCGACUUUUUUGUGAAUGCACCGAAAAUCGCGAUUUGGGAAAAAAAAAUUCCGAGAUCUUAUAUGACCACCUUUAUAUUCAUAUAACCCUACUUUAUUUAGACCGUUAAUGCCGGUAUAUUUGCCAUAUUCCCGAUCAUGUUGGCCAUGAUUGCAAUGCAGUGGCGACUGGAUGGAAAAAUGCUUGGAACGGCGGUCAUGUCUCCACUCAGCUGGCUUCCCUCUGCGAACGCGUUGCUAACGAUUUACCUGAUCAAGGCCUACCGCCGCUUUGCCCUUCGAUUGAUCUGCAUCAAACAGAUCAAUCGAACCGUUGCUACGAACAGCACAGGCGGUAAAACAUGGAAAAGUUCUACCGGACCCAACGGGAGCUCUGUAACACAUACCAAGGCCAGUAUCCAAGGCUCCUGCUGA